AUUCAGGGUAACUUGUUUAAUAUAACUUACAUUCAUUAUUUAUCAAGACGUUCCCUAUGGUACAUACACAUGUACAGCAUAUAUAUAUGAUAGAGUGCGAACAAAUAAACAUGACUCCAGCAGAAACAAUUCGAAAUCAAUACUACCUUUCUCAGCAAGGUCAAUCAUCAUCAAAUCAAAAUGUUCCUGAUAAAACACGGCUGCCGCGACAAGAACCUCAAAUGACACUAUAUGAACCACAGUCCGACCAGGAGCCUAAAAUUGUAUUGGAACAUAAUAAUAAUAAUAAUAAUAGCAGUGCAUCUGAAUUUCAAAAGAGUUCAGAUCAUAUCAUCAGAAGGAAUAGUAGCAAGUUUCUUUUAAAGUUAUCAAAGUCAACUGCACCUAUGAGGGCGAAGCUCUCUACGUUAUCUCCAAGUAAAUUUGGAUCAACUAUGGGCAAGCUCAUCAAGCACAUUAACACGCCCAAUAAGAAAAUCAGCAGAAAGUGUACAUCACCUAUCGUUAUAUAGAAGAAAUAGAAGCUAUUCUAAAAAUGAACGAUCGCAAUCAUUCUCAUUUGAACAGAAAGUGCCCAAUACCAUAUCAUGUG
This is a messenger RNA of Rhizopus microsporus ATCC 52813, 592 nucleotides long. RefSeq lists its product as uncharacterized. Bases 57 to 512 code for a protein of 151 amino acids. The transcript is spliced from 2 exons. Lineage: Eukaryota; Fungi; Mucoromycota; Mucoromycetes; Mucorales; Rhizopodaceae. The record is from RefSeq and is a predicted model, not a curated record.